Molecule: messenger RNA, 6621 nt
Organism: Mizuhopecten yessoensis (Yesso scallop)
Lineage: Eukaryota; Metazoa; Mollusca; Bivalvia; Pectinida; Pectinidae
Product: Rieske domain-containing protein-like
Exons: 5
Coding region: 65-586 (173 amino acids)
Molecular function (GO): 2 iron, 2 sulfur cluster binding
Source: RefSeq, a predicted model, not a curated record
AGUGGAACUCUUUGUUGUGGAGGAAGAAAUACAAUAUUGACAACAUCAACACAACUGGAUAUUGAUGCUUGUUCCAAUUAUUUUUUUCCUAUUUAAAGUGUCGAAUUUAUCACGAUGUUGUAAAAAAAAUACAGAGAUGAUGGCCGAACCACUUGAUGACUGGACAUUGGUGUGCCCACUGUCAGAUGUAACAGACACAAACAGAAAGAGGGUCAAAAUGGAUGACAGAGAUAUUAUCAUCAUUAAGACAAAUACAAACCUGUAUGCCUUGGAUAGUUUCUGCUACCAUGCUGGAGGACCUCUGUAUAUUGGGGAUAUAGAGGACUUUGGAGGGAAGACUUGCAUUGUUUGUCCAUGGCAUAAAUACAAAGUAGCCAUUGAUCGUGGAGAAAUGGUGUACCAGUCCUGCGACCCCCAUAACCCUAGUAAACCUGUGGUAUGGAAAAGCAGCGGUAUCAAACAAAGAACACAUGCUGUCAAAGUCAAAGAUGGGAAUGUGUAUGUUAGGUUCACAGAAUGUACAGGCAAGGUACCAUCUGACCAGUACAACAAUAAGGAAUACAGAGAGAGACUGGGGUUGUCAUGACAACCAUCAACAGCCAGUACAUAGAACGUCAACAGAGAGAGACAGGAGCUGCCAUGACUACUGUCUAUAGCGAGUUCAACAGAACAUCUUCACAGAGAGAGAUGAGUUGCCAUGACAGCUGUCUACAUCCAGUACACAAAAGGUCAACAGAGAGAGACCAGUUGCCAUGACAACUGUCUACAGUCAGUACAACAGGAAUGUCUACAGAGAGUGAUUGGGGUUGGAAUGACUACUGUCUACAGCCAGAACAGUUAGGUCUACAGAGAGUGACUGAGGUUUGAAUGACUACUGUCUAUAGCCAGAACAACAGUUAUGUCUACAGAGAGUGACUGGGGUUGGAAUGACUACUGUCUACAGCCAGAACAGUUAGGGCUACAGAGAGUGACUGGGGUUGGAAUGACUACUGUCUAUAGCCAGAACAACAGUUAUGUCUACAGAGAGUGACUGUGGUUGGAAUGACUACUGUCUACAGUCAGAACAACAGUUAGGUCUACAGAGAGUGUCUGGGUAGCAAUACAACUGUCUACAUACAGCCAGAACAACAGUAACUUGGUCUACAGAGAGAUAUUUGGGUUGCCAUGACUACUUCUCUACAGCCUAAAUAACAGUAAGAUCUACAGAGAGACUGGGGUUGCUAUGAAUACUGUCUACAGUCAUUACAACAGUAAGGUGAAAAGACUAAGCAGGGGGUUGUACAACAGGUCGUCACAACUACAGUUGUGUAAGUAAUAUUUUUGAACAAAGGAGCAUAACUCCAUAAAGAGGAGAUUUAACUCUAAUUUCUAUACUUUAUUCACAUCCCCUCGUUUAAAGUGUUCAGUGUACCAGUAUCAUUUAAAUUGAUGCAGUUCUUUUAAAGGAAUAGUUUGAACAAUGUUGUGUUGACACACAAAACUCAAGUUUAAGUUUUUUAUUUCACCUUCAGUCUUACAACUCGGACAAGCAACCCGAUUCUGGUAUAACUCCCCCACCCCAACCAACUUUGUUGCCAGAGGGUAUACUAAAGACUAUAUGUGCAUCAGUACAGACAGUGCAAAAGUGAGGUCUACAGAGGCUGUCAUCAUAAGUCUACAGACCAAACGAUGAUUGUUAUGUAAAUGAUGGGGUCAUGAUGAUGAUGAUGUCAUUCUCAUGUUGUGAUGAUAAUAAUUACAGAUGAUGAGGCCAUGAUGAUUUUUUAUGUAAAUGAAGCUGUGAUGAUGAUAAGGAUGAUUAUGACGACCGAGAGUAAAUAUGAUAAUGAUGAUGAUGAAUGUGAAUAGUGUCAUUAGGACAUGAUUAUGAUGCCUGAGUUUUAAGUGAUGAUGUCAUUCCAUUGUUAAGAUAAUGAUGAUUGCCAUUAUGACAUGAUGACUGAUGAUCAUUAUGAUAAUGAUGAUGUCAUUCUCAUGUUGUUUUGAUUUUGAUGAUGAUGAUGAUGAUGAUGAUGAAGCCAGUACACUGAGGUCUACAGAGAGACUGGGGUUGUCAUGUUACACAUCUAAAGCCAGUAUACUGAGGUCUACAGAGACUGGGGUUGUCAUGUUACACGUCUAAAGCCAGUACACUGAGGUCUACAGAGACUGGGGUUGUCAUGUUACAUGUCUAAAGCCAGUACACUGAGGUCUACAGAGAGACUGGGGUUGUCAUGUAACACGUCUAAAGCCAGUACACUGAGGUCUACAGAGAGAUUGGGGUCGUCAUGUAACACAUCUAAAGCCAGUACACUGAGGUCUACAGAGAGACUGGGGUUGUCAUGUAACACGUCUAAAGUCAGUACACUGAGGUCUACAGAGAGACUGGGGUUGUCAUGUUACAUGUCUAAAGCCAGUAUACUGAGGUCUAUAGAGAGACUGGGGUUGUCAUGUUACACGUUUAAAGCCAGUACACUGAGGUCUACAGAGACUGGGGUUGUCAUGUUACACGUCUAAAGCCUACAAAGACUGGAUUAAUAGCAUUCUGACACCACAACCUUACAGUGUAUGGAUGUAAUGUAAAAUAAAUAACUUUGACAACAGAGAAUAAUUCAAAUUAUUUAUUCAAUAAUGAUGUUAUCACCAAACUUUACAGCAUCAAGCACUGACAACAUAUAUAAACAAGUAAGCCUUGUUUUCUGUUUAAUACCAUAGAAGCUGGUACUACACCAGCAUUUGGGUGGAAACAAAACAAUGAUCGGCACUGGCCACAGCGAUUGAAGUGACAAAAACAAAUACAUAUAUAUAUGUUUACUAUUUAUGUAAAUUGCAAAAAUCUUGAGUAGUGGCCGCCGACUUUGUAAAAUGAGUUUUUAUCGGGAUAACCUUGCAUCUGAUACCCAGAAAAGCAUUUUACAAAGUAAAAAGCCUGACGUUCUCAAAUUUAGGUCAGAUACUGCUUAGCAAGACCUUGUAACAUUUACCCAGUGCAUGUACCAUCUAUCUGCCUAAUGUUUUGGUUUUAUGCCAAAACCAGUAUUUGUAUUAAGAAAACAACAGGUAACUAUAUGCUUUAUGUUUCACCUUAUUACUCAUAUGCAAUAGCAUUCCACUAUCAUUUUGAGCACUUCAGUCCGACUAGGACAAAAAUUACAGAAACAAAUUUCUGCAUCUUCUGUCUAAACAUUUUAUAAUCUCUCAAAAAGAGAAUAAGUUUUAUACAUCUGUAUAAACUGUAUGAACAGAGUUUGCUGAAAAAAGUUUCUAAUACAUACAUGAAACAUAAAAAUAAAAACUGUUUCUAUACAUACAGUAAAUCAUUCAAGCUUUGUGUGUACUUUGUGAGAUAUGCCUGUGGGUUUAAUUUGUGAACACUUUAAUUGGCUAUCGUGAUGAUGCUUUUUCAAUAUCGAUAGUAAUAAUCCAUAUUGAUUUUUAUGGAUUUUUUUUUUAUUCAUUUGGUGAAGAGUGUCCUCGCAAAGUAUCAAAAAGGAAAGUGAUUUACGGUACCAGAAACAAUAAAACAAAAAAUGUUUCCUUUGCAAACAUGAAACAAUAAAACAAAAAACAGGAUCAAAACAAGAGCGAGUACAUAAUAAUCCAUAAUCCAUAAUUUAUACACAAACACAAAAUUCAUACAGGCAUGACUGCCACGGCGGAGAAAACUCCAUGUAAAAGUAAUCUAUGUAAUAAUAUACACCAUCUUUGUACAGUCAGUACCAAGUAAGCUGUUGAGAUCACAGAGCAAGUCAAAUAAUUUAGUCUACUCUACAGAACUGUAAUAUAUACAUACUCCAAACAAAGCUGCUGUCGUCCACAACUUUCUUUCAACAAUGGAUUGUGACUUUCUAGUUUUGGUCCAACACUGGAAUACGUGUACUAAGAAUAAUUUAGUACCUUGUUGUUUAUUUACAACAGACAGAAAAUAAGACUUUUAACCUAGCUAAUGGCAGAACAAGUUAUUACACCAUUGAUCACCUCUCCAGUAGGCUUCAAUUCUCAGUACCAACAAAGCCACUGAGUGACUUGUAUAUAUGCCUUUCAUACCAUUCCCCCCCCAGAUAUAAAUAUACAAACAGAAGGAACUAAAUUGUGGCUAGCACAUUUAUCAAUUAGUUAAUAAUUCCAAUACCAACAUCAAAACUUGUUCAAAAGUAUUUCCUGUUUUAACAUGCAUGUAUAUACAUGUAGAUAUAUGAAACGCACAUUCAAUUGAAAAAGGCUAAUUCCUGUUACAUGUACAUGCAAUCUUAUACCAUUUAAGGCUGUUAGAAGGGUUUUGGUUCGAUACUUUAGGUACCUAAAUAUAUCUUAUCCGUGUUCAUAAUGACUUUACACUCCCACACAAUGCUAAAGCUUUGGAAUGUUGAAUUCCACUCGGAACACUUAACUUAUAAGGAUGUCUGCUACCUGACUGAUACAUUCAUCUCCUCUACAAAGAGUUUCCCAAAAAAGAAACUUUUUCAAAAGCCUUUUAUAUAUGGUCAGUUUAUUUACAGAUGAUAUUUUUAAAAGGUAUAGAAGAAUGAAAGGAUUUAUAAUAAUCUUGCAGCUCUUAAAUCAUGAUAAUAUCAAGUUAUGUAACGGAGAGAACUAUUACACAAAUCACUAGCAUUAAGGGAGAUAACUGUUACAAAAAUCACAGGUAUCUGGUGAAGCUACCAUACAUCCUUAAACAAGAUGCUGGUUUCCUUAACAUAUCAACCUCUUUAACAAAGCACACAUUAACAGCAAUAGCUCGUUAUGUCUCGUCCUAUUUCCUUUUGAACAAAGUUUUUGGCAAUGUAUCAUGUAGAUUAUCCCAAAGAAAGACUUUGGAAUAAUCAAAUCAACCAUGAUAUAUGAAGCUGAAGAUAUUGUAUCAAAUUAAGUUCAAAUAUCUAACAUUCUAAAUGAGAUUAAUUUGUUUUGUUAAUAGGAGGUUCUUUGCUGUAACUAUCAAGCAUAUGAACACCAGUCCUGGUGUCCUGUGUGCUUUAACUGCCGAAACAAAAUUAUAAUUGAAUUUACCAAAAAAAAAUUUGUGCCACUGGUGUAAUAAUAAAAUAUAUGUUAAUCAUCAGCAAAAAGUAGACGCAGGUUUAUAUCAUAUUAUAUUGACUAAAAAUUAGAAAGCUAGAACAUUCGAAUUAUUUCAGUAAUAAAUUAUCAAUACUGUACACAAAAGAAACAAAGAAACGUUUGGUUUGAGGGCUAUGGUACAGCUGUGUGACUGAAGUAAACAUUGGAUUGUAACGUAACCAUCACAGGGACAUUCUGUAAAGGAGAGUUGUUCAAUGUAUAUCUCAACCAACAGGUCAAUUAAGGCCACUGCAUCAAUAUUGCAAAUUGUGGUAAACAGCAAUGUCCAGCUGGGAUCCUACCAAUAAGACAGAAGCUGACAUAAUGGUAACUUGUUAUAAAUUAUCAUUCUACCGAAAGAAUAACAUCAUAUGACUGAGUGAGGUUGUUUUCAUGUCGGCCCCGAUACAUUAUACAAGACUUCAAACACAAAGUCAAAUCAGGCACAUUAUACAAGAAACCAUUUAAAAAAUGAUAUGAAUCAAUUCUGAGUUUUUUUUCUUUCAAUCCAUAUGAUAUAGAAGUGAAAUGUGAAUCAAUUAUGACAAAUACAGUUUUAAUUUCAAUCCUUAUAAAAGUGGAAAUGUCCUUGUCAACACGGAAACAUUCUUAGCCAUUCCCAAAAAACUACGGAAGGAAUUUAUUUAAAUUUCAAAUAACAUUAUUUUAAAAAAUGUUGAUGAUAAUGAGUAAGGUAUACAUUGUGUAUACACUACAUUUGAAAAUGGGCCCAUCAUUUGACCUUAAACUACACCACAUAAGGUGCUCGUGUGUAAUAAAUGAAGUUGCUAUCCUAUCUAAUAGACAAUUCAGUUAAAUUUCAAUAUUUUAAAAUAUAUAUCCGUCAUUGAAAAUUGUCGUCUGAAAAAGUCUGUACAUAUUUUGUGAGAAAAAAGGAGAAAUUUGUUUAAAUUUUGAAGUGUCUAACAAAACUUGGCUGUGAAUUUAUCCAUUAAAUAUUUACAACCUACACACUAGCAUUUUUAAUCAGAUUAUUCUCGACUUCAACCCUUUCUGAUGGUAUAACCAAAUGUAGAGCAUACACAUUUUCCUCCUAAAGAAAUGCAGAUGAAGUAUGAUUCAGAGCAGAUGUAAAUCAUAUUCAAUAUUCAACAAUAUCAAUGCAACUAAUGCCAUGAUAACAUUUUAAGUCUGAGGUAACACGUAGGAAAUUUUAAUUAUUUCAUAUAUAUAUAUAAUAAAUUGUAAAAAGUUCCCCAGAGGGCCUGUAUUGCUCACCUGGAUCUUUAUGCCAAGCAAUGGUAUAUAUGGCUAAAGGAUGGAAAUCUCAACCAUUCCAAGUUAUUGCCCAGGAAUUAAGUCCCUACGGGUGGGGCCAGAACCAGGGGUUAAUUUUAAUAUCAUGGUCGUUUUUUUUCUUUGUGCCCAUCAAUUGCAUAAAUAUGAUUAUGGGUUUAUGGGGUGGGGAUCUCAACUGUCUCAAAAUCAUGACCCAAGAAUAAAGUCCCUAAAGGUUGGGCAAGACCCCAGGUUUAAUUCUAAUAUUAUGACUGUGUUUGUCUCUUUAUGCCUAGCAAUGGUCAAUGUGGUUAUGGGGCGGGGAUCUAAGUUAUUUCAAAG